Rhizophagus irregularis DAOM 181602=DAOM 197198 is the source of this 843-nucleotide messenger RNA. NCBI's taxonomy places the organism in Eukaryota, Fungi, Glomeromycota, Glomeromycetes, Glomerales, Glomeraceae. The record is from RefSeq and is a predicted model, not a curated record.
AUGUCAACUGGUGAAAUUUCCGGUAUUGCAUCUAAUUUUUGGAAUGAAAUACCUGAACGUGAAUCGCAAUUUUGGACUGAAUUGUCUCAUAUCACUAAGGAAAUUCAUUCAAUAGAAUAUCCUAAUUAUAAAUAUUCUCCUGUUAGAUCUCAUAAUCAAAAUAAAAGUUCAAAAAAAAUCAUUUCGCAAAAUACUAAUUUAGAUACUUCGGUGUCGAAAGAUUCUUCAGAAAUUGUGUCACACACUACUUCAGAAAUUGAUAUUUCGCCGGAAAUUGAUAUCAAUCUGUCGGAAAUUGAUAUAGAUAUGUCGGAAGUUGAUAUCGAUAUGCAUCCAACGAACUUUUUAUAUGAUCGCCAAGUGAUUGAUGAAUUGAGUGGAUUCAGAAAUUGUACUGAUUAUGAUUAUCCAAUAAAAUUAACUGAGUUGAGUUUCGUCCCAUAUCCAAUUGUUAUUGGAAAAUGGUUUUUUGCGAAAUCUACUGGAAUUAACAAAGUUGCAAUACAGCAAGGAGCAACUAUUACAUCUUCAUUUUCCUACAGCGGUAAAACAUCUAUUAAAAAAUUAGAUUUUUGUAGUGUAUUUAGAUGUCCUUUUGUAGCUGGAAAUUUUAAUGAAACUGUGUUAAACAUCUUGCCAUCUGGCCCUAAUGAUCCUGUUAAUACGAAUUUUAUCUUUGAUACUAAGUUUGAAGUCCGGAGCGAAGCGAAGGACUAUAUACUAUUCGUAACGGUUUCACAAAUGCCCCGUUGUCCGCCCGCUUGUCCUGCGGUCGGUUUUGACUCUUUGGCUUUUAAUUCAUCUUUUUUAACGAAAUGGUUAUUAAAGAUGAUAAUCACAUGA